This is a messenger RNA of Branchiostoma floridae (Florida lancelet), 651 nucleotides long. RefSeq lists its product as uncharacterized. NCBI's taxonomy places the organism in Eukaryota, Metazoa, Chordata, Leptocardii, Amphioxiformes, Branchiostomatidae. The transcript has a single exon. The record is from RefSeq and is a predicted model, not a curated record. Bases 1 to 651 code for a protein of 216 amino acids.
AUGUAUGACUAUGAGCGGAGAGGGGCUGGAGCGGAGAGGGGCUGGAGCAGAGAGGGGCUGGAGCAGAGAGGGGUUGGAGCGGAGAGUGGCUGGAGCGGAGAGGGGCUGGAGCAGAGGGGGGCUGGAGCAGAGGGGGGCUGGAGCAGAGGGGGGCUGGAGCAGAGGGGCUGGAGUGGAGAGUGGUUGGAGUGGAGAGUGGUUGGAGUGGAGAGUGGUUGGAGUGGAGAGUGGUUGGAGUGGAGAGGGGUUGGAGCUGAGAAUGGUUGGAGUGGAGAGUGGUUGGAGCGGAGAGGGGCUGGAGUGGAGAGUGGUUGGAGUGGAGAGUGGUUGGAGUGGAGAGGGGCUGGAGUGGAGAGGGGUUGGAGUGGAGAGUGGUUGGAGUGGAGAGUGGUUGGAUUGGAGAGUGGUUGGAGUGGAGAGGGGUUGGAGCUGAGAAUGGUUGGAGUGGAGAGUGGUUGGAGCGGAGAGUGGUUGGAUUGGAGAGUGGCUGGAGUGGAGAGUGGUUGGAGUGGAGAGUGGUUGGAGCGGAGAGUGGUUGGAGUGGAGAGUGGUUGGAGUGGAGAGUGGCUGGAGCAGAGAGUGGCUGGAGCGGAGAGGGGCUGGAGCAGAGAGGGGCUGGAGCGGAGAGUGGCUGGAGCGGAGAGGGGCUAG